ACGGGCCGCCUCUCUGCAGCCGACCAAUCCUCUUGAUUUUCUUGUGCGCAUUACCGAAUCAGAGAGGUCGAGGCGGGGUUCCGCUUGACCGCUCUAAGCCGCCGCGCAGCCUGCGUUUUCUCCGGUACAGGUUGAGGCUACUAAAUAAGAUUCUUUCUUGUGGAGCCUGGACUGCACUGCAACCUAUGGCCGAGUAAAACAGUGGUAACUUGCAGUCAAGUACCAUUUAAGUGAGAAAUCCUCUGAAACGUCUAUGGACUGCUUAUCUCCUUGUUCAGUAUUUAGGAAUACUUUCCUGUGAAUGCAGCUAUUUUGCUUACCUGGUUUGUAUUCUUACCUUAGACUGUUGUAGCUAUUGUAAAGCAAAAGUAAGAUCAAGCCCAUGUAACUACUUUUUGGGUUCUUUUCUCUCACUUUGUAAAUACAGGGUGUUUUUCCAGACGGGAGUGCGGUGGCACAGUCUUAGCUUACUGCAGCCUCGAACUUCUGGGCUCAAGUGAUCCUCCUGCCUCAGCCUCCCAAGUGGCAGGGAUUACACCCGAGCCACUGUGCCAAACCCGUGAAGUUUUUGAGUUGUACUUUUGUACUAAAGUCAUGACUACUUUUUCUGCCACUGACACUAUGAGCUGCAAAUACGACUGAAGAUGCUACUGCUUUUUUACUUUUUCCCUAUGUGCUUUAAAGAACUACAUUUUCAAUGAUUUCCAUGCAUUUAAGAUAUUUUCAUGUACUUGGUAGAGAAUACAAGAGAAUUUUGAUAAAUCUGAACUGGAAUGGUCUUUAUGUUAAUUCUGUUCAAUAUUUUAGGGCAGAUUAUGUACAGAUUAUCGCCAAAAUGUCAAAAGGGUGUAUUUUGUUCAUAUAGCUACUGUAACAAAUUACAACAGAUUUAGUGACUUCGAAUAACACACAUUUAUUCUUUCUGCCUUUGUUUCUUUCUUUUUUUUUUUUCCUUUGGUGAAAAGUACACACUUAAGAAAGGGGAGUGCAGAUGUACUCAAGAGAGUCACCUCUUCCUUUUUUUUUUUUUUUUUUGGUAGAGAUGAGGUCUCGCUAUGUUGCCCAGGUGGGUCUCAAACUCCUGGGCUCAAACAGUCCUCCCACCUUGGCCUCCCAAAGUUCUGGCAUUACUGGCAUGAGCCACCAUGCUCAGCCUCAUUUAUUGUCUUAGUUCUGGAGGUCAGAAGUAUGAAAUCAGUUUCACUGGACUAAAGUCAUAAGUGUUGCAGGCCCAGUUCCUUCUGGAGGCUGUGAGAAGAAGAUCCAUUUCCUUACCUUUUUCAGCUUGUAGUGGCUGCCUGUCUUCCUUGGCUUGUGGCUCUUUUCUGCACAGGACAUCAUGCUAUCAUCAUACCACUUUCUCAUCUGUAGUCACAUCUCCGUCUGCCUCUCUUAUGAGGACAUUUGUGAUUAUAUUAAGGACCCCCCCAGAUAAACAAGGAUACUCUCUCCAUCUCAAGAUACUUUGUAAAGUCCCUUUCGUCAUAUAAUGAAACAGUCGUAGAUUCCAGGAAUUAAGACCUUUGUAUCUUUGAGGGCCAGUGUUCAGCCUACCACAGGAAGGUAUAAAGAAGAGUAAAACAUCCUAUCCCAUAAAGUCUCACAGGGACUAUAAGAGAAAAACAAAUUCACAGUAAAUGGUUGCUGAGUUAGACUUUCUUAUUACUGUGAAAAUAGCCUAAGUCACCACAGGUUGGAGCUUCGCCAACUUUUCCUCUGGAAUAUCUUUAAUAGCAAAGGUAUUUGGCUGUUAUAAAUAAAAUAGUGAUGAACACGUGUACAGGUGUUUGUACGGACAUAAGUUGUCAUUUCUCUUGAGUAAAUACCUAAAAGUGGGCUUGCUGGAGUUUUACUACCCUUGGAUGCUGCUGUUGACAUGGAAAAGAUUGAGGAACAAUUUGCUAAUCUGCACAUUGUUAAAUGUUCCUUAGGAACCAAAGAGCCCACUUACCUUCUUGGUAUAGACACAUCAAAGACUGUCCAAGCAGGAAAGGAAAACUUGGUUGCUGUUUUAUGUUCUAAUGGAUCAAUCAGAAUAUAUGAUAAAGAAAGGUUAAAUGUACUACGAGAAUUUAGUGGAUAUCCUGGACUUCUUAAUGGAGUCAGAUUUGCAAAUUUCUGUGACAGUGUAUAUUCAGCAUGUACUGAUGGCACUGUGAAAUGUUGGGAUGCUCGAGUAGCCAGAGAAAAACCUGUUCAGCUCUUCAAGGGUUACCCUUCCAAUAUUUUUAUCAGUUUUGAUAUUAAUUGUAAUGAUCAUAUUAUUUGUGCUGGUACAGAAAAAGUUGAUGAUGAUGCAUUGUUGGUGUUUUGGGAUGCAAGGAUGAAUUCUCAGAAUUUAUCUACAACUAAAGACCCACUUGGUGCAUAUUCAGAGACACAUAGUGAUGAUGUCACUCAAGUACGUUUCCAUCCCAGCAAUCCCAACAUGGUAGUCUCAGGUUCAUCUGAUGGCCUGGUAAAUGUAUUUGAUAUUAAUAUUGAUAAUGAGGAGGAUGCACUGGUUACAACCUGUAACUCAAUUUCAUCAGUAAGCUGUAUUGGUUGGUCUGGGAAAGGUUAUAAACAGAUUUACUGCAUGACACAUGAUGAAGGAUUUUAUUGGUGGGAUCUUAAUCAUCUGGACACUGAUGAACCAGUUACACGUUUGAACAUCCAGGAUGUCAGAGAAGUAGUUAACAUGAAAGAAGAUGCUUUGGACUAUUUGAUUGGUGGCCUAUAUCAUGAAAAGACAGACACAUUGCAUGUUAUUGGAGGAACAAACAAAGGAAGGAUUCAUUUGAUGAACUGCAGCAUGUCAGGACUGACCCAUGUGACUAGCCUUCAGGGAGGGCAUGCUGCUACAGUCCGUUCUUUCUGUUGGAAUGUGCAAGAUGAUUCUUUGUUGACUGGAGGAGAAGAUGCACAGUUGUUACUUUGGAAACCUGGAGCUAUAGAGAAGACCUUUACAAAGAAAGAGAGUAUGAAAAUAGCAUCCUCUGUGCACCAACGAGUACGAGUUCAUAGUAAUGAUUCUUAUAAGAGAAGGAAAAAGCAGUGAUAAUGCAUUUGGCACUUUGUUUGGUAGGUUUUAUAGUUUCAAAUAGUCCUUCUUGUUUACUACAUGUUUAAAGCUUUAUGUAAAAACAAGCCAGUUAGCAAACAGUCCUGGAAAAAUAUGGUGAGAAUGGUUUAAUUCCAGUCUUCACAUAUUCUAAAAAAUUUUAAAGCCUCUAGGUAUAAAAUCAGUGAGUUGAAAGUAAAAUUUCUCAUUUAAAGAACCCAUCUGUUAAUGUAGUAAAUGUUGGCUUUAAAGAAAUAGCUCUGAUAAGGACUUUUUAGAAGGAAAUACUUGGUAAAACUUAAUAAAACAGGUGGUUGGCUGCAUUUUUUAAGGCCAGUUUUUUACAUUUUAAAUUGUCUUUAUUGUGUAUAAAACCAGAUCAGACUAUAUGCUUCAUCUGAGGAGCAUCUAUAUGUUUAAUACACCUAAUGUAUUAUGUUGGAGUAUUUAAAUGUAAGUAUUUUAAUGAGUAAAUAGAAUUAAGCUUUUUUAGAAAUAAAAUGAUAGGCAUCUAUGUAAAGUGAGAAAAAUAUGUUUAGUAAAUAUUUGCAUCUUUAAUAUUAGUAAGUAGUAAACAGGUGUUUUGCUGAUUGAAAGGAAGUUAUGUUGGUAAUUUGAGACUCAAAAGUGAAAUACAAAAAUGAAAAUAUUUAUAAUAGGACUCGACUUGGAGAAAUUGCUGUUCUUCCUGUUGUCCAAACCAUAAAUCUGAGGAUAACCUGGACUUUUCUCUUUCCUCUUCUCCUAACCAGUUUUUCACCAAGUCCUGUGCCAUUUCAUCUCCUAACGUCUGUCAGUUAUCCUUUUGCCUUUACCUCACCACUAUUACCCUAGAGAAGACUUUCAUUAUUUCUCAUCUGGAUUACCAGCUCGAUCUCUAAUCUGCUUCAGUUCAUCCUUCUUGCUACUUCUAGGCUAAACAUCAAAAACAGAUCUGGUAGGGGCGGGGAAAUGAGGGGGAAGAAACAAAAACGUGAUGGUGCCUCAUGCUGCUUAAAAUCUUCAGUACAUUGAUGUUUUGAUGGAGGACUACAUAAGCGUUAAAAAUUGUGUUUUUCAGAAUCUUUAAAAUAAAAGACAGUGCUAUGUAGUGAAUAAAAAAAUUAGUUUGAAAGAUAUCUGGAGAAAUCACAUUCAUAAAACAAUUGGAAGUGAAACUAUUAAAACAUUAGGGCUUUUUAAAAUUAAAAAUAUUUAAAAUUCAAAAGUAAUUAAUAGUGUUGGAAGAUGCGGGUGAGAAAAUAUUCCUGAAAGUAGAACUGAAAGAGACAAAGAGAAAAGAUGAAAGCCACAGAAGAUAAAUACAGGAGUCAAAACCAGACUAACAGUUUCAGAAAGUGAAAAAAGUUAAAAAAGAAAUGGGGGCAGUGGGUUAUUAGAAAUAACAUAAAUGGCUGGUAUGGUUUGUCUGUGUCCUCAGCCAAAUUUCAUCUCGAAUUGUAAUCCCCAUAAUCCCCACGUGUCUAGGGAGAGACCUGGUGGGAGGUGAUUAGAUCAUGGGGAUGGUUUCCCCUACGCUGUUCUCCUGAUAGUGGGUGAGUUCUCACAAGAUCUGAUGGUUUUAUAAAGGGCUCUGCCCCUUUAACUCCUCACUCUUUCUCCUGAAGCCUUGUGAAGAAGGUGCUUUGCUUCCCCUUUUCCUUCCUCCAUGAUUGUAAGUUUCUUGAGGCCUCCCUGGCCAUGCUGAACUCUUCAGUCAAUUAAACACUCUUUCCUUUAUAAAUUA
This is a messenger RNA of Gorilla gorilla gorilla (western lowland gorilla), 4769 nucleotides long. It is a transcript of the gene WDR89, whose product is annotated as WD repeat domain 89. Gene Ontology annotation, molecular function: protein binding. The record is from RefSeq and is a predicted model, not a curated record. NCBI's taxonomy places the organism in Eukaryota, Metazoa, Chordata, Mammalia, Primates, Hominidae. The transcript is spliced from 4 exons. The coding region runs from base 1877 to 3040 and encodes 387 amino acids.